CGAAAAGAGAAAAACGCUUCUGUAAGCAAGUUUACAUUUUCACCGUUUGAUUGAAAGGAAAGAGCGUGCAAAAUGCUUUCUUACAGCUCAACAAUCAAUGGGCAAGACUUAAACACUAUUCUGAAUCGUUUUACUGACCAAAAUGUGAAGCUCAGACAAAAGGAAAAAUCAGACGCUUUAAGGUCGUGGCAGCCCAUUGUAGAUAGCAUAGUUGAUUUCGUGAGGCAACGAGACGCUCAUCGUCGGUUCGUCAAACUAAAAAUUCUUCCUACUGGAAGUUAUUAUGAAAGGGCCAAGGUUGGCGAGCCAGACGAGUUCGAUUUAAUGUUGGAAAUAGAGAACUUGGAACUGGACGCUGCACCUUAUGAAGAGUACGAAAACGACGGUAUGAGCGAACCGCCAACAGGUAAGGUUCUCAAUAAAGUAAAAACCCGCAUAUAAGAACCUAGAUUUUUCCAACUUAGCCUAAACAGAUUCUUAUAGAAAUGGUAUUUAGUGGGAUUUUAGGCUUCUUAGGUUCUUUAAUAGGUUCUUAAUUUGAUAGGGGCACUAGCGAUCGGGCUAGCGAUCAGGACAGAUAAUAGUACAGGGCAGCUAGAGUGUGAUAUGGAUUAUAAUGCUUUACAUAAUAAAUAAUGACCUAGAAAACAGUUUAGAUAAUCUUACAGUAAACUUAUCUUUCCAAAGUACUAGCAUGUAUCAGAUGUAUGUCUUUGAUGCUGCAGUGUCCAUAAAAUGCUGUGUUACAUAUUUUAUUCUUGAAUUUUACUGACUGAAGCCUAGACUAAAUUUUUUCUGUAUUAUUAAGUUCGUGUGUGCCUUCAUUUUUGUAAAAUAAGGACCUAUUAGAAAUUUUAGGCUAAAUAGGUUCUUAUGAAAAGGGGGUUUAAAAUGAAAAUUUUAGCCUAACAGGUUCUUAAAUUUUAGGUUCUUAUACGCGGUUUUUACUGUACGUUCAAAGUGAUCACAUAAUUAUUACUCGAGUACUUUGGUAUGGUUUUUGAUUGCUUUAUGUUAUUGUUAAAUACAGCCAACGACGACAUCAAAGUUCUUGUUAGAAAAAACUGAUACAGUAAUAUUAAUUCUCGUAUUUAAGCUAAAUGAUAACUCGGUUCUGAAAAUAGCAGGGGCGCAGCGACCUGCACGCAUGGUACGCACGUGCGCAUAGUCGAGGGUAAGAAAUAAUAAAAUAUAUCACAUAUUGAUAAUAUACUACCCUGGGUACCAGAGGUUUUUCUCGCGUGCGGCGGGAAUUUUCGGUUGGCCGAAGGCCGAAACCACGAGCGGCGAAGCCGCGAGAAAAACGCGCGGGUCACUAUGAAGACUUGACAGAAACCGGAAACCGCGCUAGAAAAGUCUCUGGAACCCAGGGUAAUAAUAUACACAAAGCUGAGAGAGUCUCCUGGUUUAAAAUUAUUAGUUAAGAAGCGGUGUGAUUCAUCGAUGGGCUGAAUCUUGAAUAAAGUAUUCAUAGAAAAGACGGGAAAAAGUUUUAUUUGUUCUGCAACGAGGUUUUACCUGUUACCAUCUUCUAUGUCAUUUUUGGAAAGAAAAGGUACCCGUUUUGUGUACCUCACAUUAAAAAAGUGUACCCCUUUCACAUACCUACUUUAAGACUCUGCACCUGUUUUUCUACAUCCUUGUAUUGAAGUUAAUCCACAUUAUGAAAGAUCAAACACGUUAGAAGGUGCAUCUGUUCAAAUUUAUCAUCUUAAUAAUAGGUCCUUUUAAAGACCAAAACGACAGAUUUCCAUACCCUUUCAAAUACUUCAACCCAUGAAACCCUUUUAUAUACCUGAAGCGUGAAACGUUGUCUCUUUCGGAAAUGCCUGUUGAUAUAGGCCAUUAUAGAGAGUAUAACCCCCAAGGGACUGAUGAUACACCACUGUUGUAUUUGGAAACCCUUUUACUUCCAAAUAGCACGUGAACAGUAUGUGCACCCUUAGAUUUGAACUUGUUUAAAGCGUUAGCCCGCAUUUGCAUUAUGCAAUGCCAGAAUUCACUUUCACCUUCCCUUUCAAACAUCUGCCAUGCACAAUUGGUGACGUAAUUGUUGAGACGUUAUCCUCAACUGGCUGCUUUGGAGAACUAAACAAUCUGCACCCUUGCCCUCUCCCCUCAGUUCCAAGUUGGAGUGUCUGAUGAUUUUUAAAGUUACCGUUGUACCGAGUAGUGCAAAAUUGCUUCUAGAGAGUGGGGAAGGAAAACUUUACUUUCCCCUUUGAAGUUGGCAAAAUGUAAUAAUGCUCAAAGGCAAAGUGUGUUAAAUAAUUUUGUGUUCCCAACUGCAAGCUAAGAAACUGUCAGUGACAAUGCCACCUACUUUCAGAGCUUUUUUUUUGUCCGCAGGAUUUACUAGAGUAAUGAUCGAUAGGGGUGACGAAGUGCUAUGGCAGCGGGAAGGGUGCGCCAACUCCCGAGGAAUGUUAAAAGCAAGCCAGAUUAAAGCAGUGUUUGCAAGAAUUGUUAGAGAAGCUGUUUCCAACCUGGGAUAUCAAAGGUACCACUCCAUAAGCAAAGAUUUUGUAUUAUCUGGGAAAAUACAUGUAUUGAUUGUAAACAUCAUUCAACUCUAAAUUAGAGGGCUUGAAUUAACAAACAUUAUUACCAGUGUCAUAUCACAGGGAAGGGUUGAUUCACAUUCACCAGCCCACACAAGUAGAAACUGACAUGUACAGGUAAGUAAGGGACGAAAUCACUGCCGUUAAACGCUUGCUUCAACAGCAUGCAAAAGUUGUCACUUUAACUGAGUGCACAAUAUGGGCCUUUCUACCAAAGACUUAAAGCAUUUCGAUUAAUUCUGGGUCCCUUUUUUAAUCCCCUUCCCUCCCACCCAAUGCACAAAACACUCACAGGAGUUAACAAAUGUAUUGAAUCAUUUGAUAGCAAGACUAAGAACUGAGGACUUAGCCUUCAAAUUCCAGUUUAAGAUUACACACUCACGGAGCAAUAAUAGACACAGUUGAGACCUACAUUGUACCAACAAGGUCAUUAUUAAUAUUGGAAAUGAAGCAAAAAUAGAUUUCAAAUCAUUGUGUAGCCAGAAUGAAAGAAGCACUACUGCAUCACGAAAUUCAGCCAAAUUAGGAAAUUACAAAAUGCCAGUUAAAUUAGGAGAAACAUAAAAAUAACCGCUUAAAACUUUAAAGGAAGGUGAAAAUACCAUAACAGAAAAAACAGAUGCCACGGAUGGGCAAAACUGAAGAAGAUUGAAAUUAGGGUUUUUGAAAACUGUUCAGCCUAACAGUUUUUCAAAGUUGAUCCCUGCUGCUUGCAACUUCACAAAUAAUGCUCAGGAGACAUAUUAAUUUUGUUUGUCUCGGAUCUCUGGUUUUGUCAUUUACCUCUAAUUUCUUUGCUUACUUUAAGUUCCAUAGCGAUUGAGGGCUAGUAAUUGGCAAAAUUAAACAAAAUGAACUAGACUGCCGUGACACAGCCCCUUCAAUAGGCACAGUUUUCAAGUGUCAUGCAUGGCAAUGUCAUGAUGGUGAACAUAAUUAUGUUGGUGUUGGGGUAAAAAGGGGGUCAAGGGGAACAAGUUAUUUUUCAUAAUGUGACUAGCCUGUGCUUUUUCAACCUUUUGAAUGGAACUUGGCCCCAGUCUAUUACUUUUUUGUCCAAUAAUGUUAAAGAGCUUACAUCACCAUUGUUUUUAAUUAGUGAGUACAAUGUAUAAAUUUAUAAAUUGUACUCACUAUCUGUCUUAUCACUGGCUGAGAGCCUACAGCUAAUUUUGGAAAUCGGUGCAACCUACAGAUUAGUUAGUUAUCAGCUGCUAGCAGAUAACUGACUAAUCUGUAGGUUGCACGCGCAAUGCAUGAUUUCCUCUAACAAUAUCAGUUCAGGUUCCUUGGGACGGUGUGUUUGUCAUUAUUUUCUUCAAAACAAUGUAUAAUAAAACAAUCAUUAGAUUCAGUUCUUAUGAUAUCCUAAAUAAUCAAGGACUUGGUAAGUGUUAUCAGCCUUGGCCUUUGGCUCGGCUGACAACACUUACCUCGACCUUGCUUAUUCUGGAUAUCACAAAAACCUCAUCCAAUAAUAAUUAUAAUCAUAACUAUAACAAAAUUGUCAAAUCUGAUUGGCUAUCAACUGCCCUGAUUUCAGCCUUAAUUGGAUAGUUUAAUAGGACAGUACGCGUCAUGCCUAAGUGAUUGGACAGUACGCGCCAUCAAGCGCGCGCUUAAAUGGCUUUUUUUUCAAGCUAGCAAAAGAAAAUGUCGAAUUUCUUGUGUUUUGAUUUAAAAAAUAGCCUAUUAUAUCACAAAUUUUGUUAAAGUUAUGAUUAAUUGGUAACAGAACUUCAUGUCGUCCAAUUCGGUCUGUAAUCAUACUCGUGAUUAAACAAAUCAGACUAUUACAGACCGAAUUGGACUCCACUCAGUCCUGUUACCAUUACUUAUUGUAUAUAAUAAUUGUUGAUAAUUUAUUGUUUAUAAUUAUGUAAUUAUGUUUAAUUAAGGGCUCCAAAAUUUUAUAUGUACAUGUAAAUAAAAAGUGUUAAACCUAUACUGCAGUGUGCAAAGAAAGUAGUGUCCGAUAGCCAGGGGCUAGUGGAUUUUGCUAUUGGGCUGGUGAAUUCUGUUUUUAACUUGCCCGACGGGCAAGUGAGGGGCAAGUGAUGUUUUUUGAGGAAUUCGAAUAACAGAAGAACUGUGAAAUCAAUUCUGCUAUGACGUCUGGGCUAUAGUAAAUGCUCGCUUCAGCUUGCCCAAAUGGCAAGCUGUAAAAAUGAUUUUCUUUGCACCCUGCACUGUAACAUGUAGAUGCAACAUAAUAGUAAUAAUUUAUUACAUUAGGCUCUUCUCUUUCCAAUCUUUAGCUUUGUUGUUGUUAAGUCAGAAGGUCCUGCAGUGACCUUGAAAAUUACCAGGAAUGGGAAAGAAUACUCCAUUGAUCUAACCCUUGCCAUAAAGGAUAACUCUUGGCCAGAAGAUGCUGAGGAAUGGAGGACAAGACAUCGAAAUGGUAUUGUUUUUACUGAACUCUUGUUCCCUAAACAGAAACUUCCAACUGAACCUAGUACAUUACACAGGUAUCUUGUAAUGCUGACACUGUUCAGCUGUUGUUUUACGUACAGUGUAUGACUAGCUACAUUAUUGCUGGUGCAUCUGAACUAUUAUGUCCAAUGUGAUCUUUCCACACACAUAUAUCAUUUUGUGUUUUCAUUGCAUUUAUUUAGGUUGGCCCAGUCAUGACCUUGUGCGUGAAAUUUGUCAAGAUGGUUGUCACUUGGUGGCAAAACAACCAAAAGGGAUUACUGGUCCCGAUAACGAAAAAGGAUUUCUCUGGAGAUUUUCUUUUUCAACAGCGGAAAAGAAGCUGUUUCUCAGAGGGGGCCAUGGAGAAGCUAGCUCUUGCCGAAAGCAAGUAUUGCGUAUACUGAAGGCACUAAAAGAAGAAUUAAGCCUUCAUCCACUGAAGUCGUACCACCUUAAAACUUUGCUGUUAUAUGAGUGUGAAGCCUAUCCUCACUCCUGGGAGUGGAGCUUUGGUUGCUUAAGUGAGAGAUUCCUUGGCCUUCUAUUUAAGCUUGAGGGAUGUUUGAGACAGAAAAAGUGUCCUCACUAUUUUAUCAGAAAUUUCAACUUGUUUGAGCAAUUCUCUAACCAAAGUUGUCUUAAUUUGGCUGACCGCAUAAAGCAGAUUAGACAAGAGCCUAAAACGGUCAUGAGCAAUCUUAUUGGACAGCAUUAA
Molecule: messenger RNA, 5694 nt
Organism: Porites lobata
Lineage: Eukaryota; Metazoa; Cnidaria; Anthozoa; Scleractinia; Poritidae
Source: the annotation of a GenBank genome assembly